Molecule: messenger RNA, 1953 nt
Organism: Hydatigera taeniaeformis
Lineage: Eukaryota; Metazoa; Platyhelminthes; Cestoda; Cyclophyllidea; Taeniidae
Source: the annotation of a GenBank genome assembly
AUGCCAACGGACUUGAUGGUGGAGGAUCGAGAGUCUGCAGGUUCUACAGGGUCAGCUAACAGUCCGCAAGCUCCCCCUCCCGCAUCCCAUGGUCAGAUGCGUCCUCCCUACUUGCCCCCGGGGAUGGAGCCCCACCCACCACCGAGUGACGCUUUCUCCUCCCCUUAUACUGCCAUGUAUUCGGAGGACCCGCAAAGGCGGUACCCUCCUGGCUACGCCGACCAACCUGGUCAUCCCUUUUUCGAGAGUCCUGCUGCAGCAGCAGCUGCUGUGGCCUAUCAGGCCUCCAUGAUGGGCCAGCUUCGACCUCCCUUUCAGUCUCUCCCCACCACCACCGAUGUCCUCUCUCCGCCCAAUCCUGCCUAUGUCGCCACGUCAAUCAUAGCUGAGCAGCAGUUGCAGCAACAGCAAAUAGCGGGUGGUUUUGGUGGUGACCGCGACGCAGCAGCGUACAAUACUGCGAGUGGGAAAAGUACAAACGGGGGUGGAAACAUUCCAAUGAGCGCGGGGGGCUAUCCGCACCACCACUCUCAUUCCCACUCCCACCAUCAGCAGCAGCACCACUUGGGGGACACUCUGUCUAUCAGUACGUCCGCAGGGGUUAAUGAUCCUGUCUCAACAGCUACGGCAGCGGCGGCGGCAGCAGCGGCAGCAGCAGCGACGCAAUUCGGCUUGAAGCACUCUCCAGCCCUCCCGGGCAGUGGUAGCAGUCGGAAAUCUUCGGACACUGAGGAUACCACCCACUGCAGUCCCUCCAACCUGGACGGAUCGAAGAGUGGCAGUCAGGGCGGGGUUAGCGUGCGCUCCCGUUCUGACAGUGGACUCAUGACCGCCUCUAUGCAUCUUAAUGGUGGCGGCGGUGGCACGUCGAAUUCAAUCCCACGCUACCACUCGUCCAUUGGCCCUCAUGAUGUUGGCAGUGAGACUGGUGACGGAAUCGCUAAGUCAGUGGAGUCAGGAGAGAAUCUCGACGACUUCGACGAUGACAAAUCCACAAAGAGACAGAAAAAACGUGGUAUCUUCCCCAAAGCUGCAACCAACAUUAUGAGAGCGUGGUUGUUUCAACACCUGUCCCACCCCUACCCAUCUGAAGAGCAGAAAAAACAACUUUCUUCGGAAACAGGGUUAACUAUUCUCCAGGUCAACAAUUGGUUUAUUAAUGCGAGAAGACGAAUUGUCCAGCCGAUGAUUGAUCAAUCCAACCGAUCAGGUCCCCUUGGCUAUUCCGCUGAUGCUUCUGGUAGAGUCUCCUACAUGGAUAAUCAACACUUUGCUGCCUAUGGUCAGCCAGAGUUCUCUCAAAACUCGGGACUUUACGCAGCAUUGGCCGCAGCAGCAGUGAGUGGCAGUAUGAUGGAUGGGCGAAGUCUCAUGGCCACCGCCUCAAGUCCCGAUCUCGCAGGCACCGCAAGCAAUGGAGGCGGAAUUGAUCCUAUAUCCCCCUAUGGGCCUUACCGAUACCCCUCCCACUCAGGCUACUCUGGAGGACAUCCAGUUGUUGGGAGUACUUCGGGAGCCUUUCCCACCUCCGCCUCUUCUCCUCAACCGUCCACUAGUGUCGGCUCGAUUCGGAGUUCUCCAGUACCUUCAGGCUACUCCCCUCCGGCAAGGUUUCGAACAACUCAGAAUGGUUCACUCUUGGGCGGAUAUGGGGGCUUUUACGGCGGACAAGAACAGCAACAGCCUGGUCCUACCUCUGGCCAGUCCGCGGCAUCAGGGCAGCAGCUCAGGCGACAAACUUCAUUUGGUAGCGGCCUUGACAGCAACAAUAACACCGCCACUAGCAAUGAGAGCAAUUCCUUCGGCGGCGGUUGUGGCGGUGGUAGCGGUAGCAGUGGCAGCGCUGGUGGAGAAGGUGGCACGGCCUUUGUGCCUCAACAUCACCAUCACCACCAUCAUCACCACCAGCACUCUGACUCGGGGCCCUUGCAACAGGAUAUUCACGCAAACUAG